This is a messenger RNA of Exophiala oligosperma, 962 nucleotides long. RefSeq lists its product as uncharacterized. The transcript has 2 exons. The record is from RefSeq and is a predicted model, not a curated record. NCBI's taxonomy places the organism in Eukaryota, Fungi, Ascomycota, Eurotiomycetes, Chaetothyriales, Herpotrichiellaceae. The coding region runs from base 60 to 803 and encodes 247 amino acids.
GAGAAAUCUCACAGGCCACACCAUCAACUAACCUCGAUUGUCUUCACACCUCUCUCAAGAUGGCAGAACAAAUCUGUUCAAGUUGUCAGGAGUCCCUCUUCAUUGAGAUCGAGCCCGACAGCGACGUCGAGGACUCAAAAGCCGCAGCACAAGUUACAAGCGUACCAGACGAUGUCGAAUUGAGUUGUGGUUGUCACUAUCACUGGGAAUGUUUUUUGGACGCCUACACAAUCACUGAAUGCCCCAAUUGCUCCAAGGACAUCUCCUCUCUUUCUCCUAGCGGAUCGCAACAAGUCUUGGUUACUCUUCGCAACGAAGGCGGUGUCCAGGAGGGUUAUGAUAUCCUGCCGGCCGCUACAGAAGAAGCAUACCUCCGAGCGUAUCCGGAAGAAAGAAAAGGUCAUGCCUACCUGGAAUUCUGCAGAGAAGGCGACGUUGAUGCCAUUGUCCAUAUGAUCAAGGAUGUCGACGAGGAUGAUGAGACUGACGAGCACUCCGAUAUCUUAAGAUACCGCGGGACAUUCGAGGGUAUUGAAGGGUCUGGUCUACACGUUGCCAUUCGCUAUCAACAACAAGAAGUCGCCUGGUUGUUGCUGGCCCUGGGAUCUCAGCUCUCCUGGGAGAAGUUCCCCUCAAUAGUUUUGCAGGCUAUGGAAGGACUUGGAUUGCAGAAAGAAGAUCGAAACGCCAACCCGGACAUCCGGAGUCUUAAGGACAGCGAAGGAAAGACGCCACUCGACUUGGCCAAAGAGGUUGGAGGACCGUGGACGGAUUGGCUUAAUCAAGGCCGUUUGUCACCUUGAACUAGGAAAUUAAGAUCUGAUUGAAAAACAGACAGCGCUUCUGGAUUCAUUAUAUGCUGACUAGGGAGGUCGAGCCGGGAAGUCUUGCCGAAUGGAUCUUGUCUCACGCCAUAAUUCUCUAUCUAACCCAGGGAGAAAGAGGGAUUGAUAGAGAUCUAA